Molecule: messenger RNA, 1091 nt
Organism: Cutaneotrichosporon oleaginosum
Lineage: Eukaryota; Fungi; Basidiomycota; Tremellomycetes; Trichosporonales; Trichosporonaceae
Source: RefSeq, a predicted model, not a curated record
UCUACGUCGUCUUCUUCUACGUCGUGUGGCAGAUCCUCACGCGCUCCGACGACGGCGAAAUCCUCGAGCACCUCCCCUCCGGCUCGGCCCUCUUCAGCCAGCCGUCGUACGAGCGCAACGCGCCCGCAGCCGCCCCGGCGCCCCAGUAUCAGCUGCCGUACGCGCUACAGCAGCUGCCCUCGCCCAUGCCGCCGGCCGAGGCGCCGUCCACUUGGCGCUGGCUCCUCGCGUCUCUGAUCUAUCCCGUCUAUAUCGCCAUCACGCUGAUCGCCAUUCCCCUCCCUUUCCUCCUCAACGCCCUCAACCUGCUCGUCAGUAUAGUCGCCACUAUUCUCUACCCCAUCACGUCGACGUUCCGCCUGCUCGCGCGGACGUUCGUGCUUGCACCGCUCAUCGUCGUCAGAAACUUCCUCUACGCUCUCUAUCCCGUCUACGUCUUCGUUGGGGGCGUUGUGGGCGCUGGCGCCUUCCUCGGCAUUGCGUUUGGAUGGGUCGGCCGCGUCCUCCUUAACCUCCUCUUGAAGCCGCGCUCUCGUCGCCGCAAGUCGCCGCGUUCCAGAUCAAAGCGCCGCUCCACUACCGACGAGGAUUCGCCUCAGUCGCGUCGCCACUCUCUCCCACCUCAGACUCCGACCCACGCGCCCACCCAGCAGCGCUCGCGCCCGGUCUCUACGAGCUUUGAAACAACCCGCUCUCGACCCGCUUCGGGCAGCUUUGAGACGUCUCGUUCACGCCCGGCGUCGGGCAGCUACGAGCGCCGCUUCGUCCCCAUCGUCGACGUGAUCGAGAUAGACGACGGCGAGUACCUCCCCUACGAGCAGUCACAUACCACUGCACGUCAGGGUGUGGUGCUCGGAGUCCGUCGGCGCGGCGGCCGCGUCUGAACACCCGCGCGCAUCUAGUUGUACCAGAUCUCCUGUCCAUACUCACAGUUGUAGCUAUUCCCCGCCCCACACUCGUUGACGGCGUUUGGUUGUACGCCGCCUCAUUCCCACUCCAAUCACGUUCAGAUACCGCCUUAACAAUAAAGAUGAAUGUUUUGGGCCCAUGCAUGGUGGCUAUGCUGUCUAUGUCGUUGCUAAAAGAGGACC